CGCGCCGCCAUUCGCGGCAUGGCUGUUAAUUACCAGGUCCUGGCCGGUGAUUACUCGCCGGCGCCAGGUGAUUGCAGGGCAUCUCUGACAGGGAGGGGGGAGAACUGUUAGUAAACAAAACAGUUCUCCUCCCUGUCAGCUCCUGCACACUGCUUUGCAUGACUGUGCACAGCACAGCCAGUGAAGCACUAACACACAGCCCCACAGUAAAACAGCACACAGUUAACCCUUUGAUCACCCCAGAUGUUAACCCCUUCCUGCCCAGUGCCAUUAGCACAGUGUCAGUGUUUUUUAUUAGCACUUAUCACUAUAUUGGUGUCACUGAGGAUGUCAGUGACACCAAGUCAAUUCCCCCCAGUGUCAGAUGCCCGCCGCAGUCCCGCUAUAAGUCACUG
Messenger RNA from Staurois parvus, 395 nucleotides. The record is from the annotation of a GenBank genome assembly. NCBI's taxonomy places the organism in Eukaryota, Metazoa, Chordata, Amphibia, Anura, Ranidae.